AUCAGUUGCCGAUAAAUAUAAAUCGUAGUUUUAACGUUCAUGGCACCAUUUGUUGAAUCUACCAGCACGUAGCAACACUUAUAAUAUGGAUUUUAAUAACUACGAAAAUUUUAAUAUACACGAUAUUGAUUACAUGAAUAAUAAUCACAGAACGGAAAAUUACUUAAAUCUAAAUGAUGGAAAUGUUGAAAACGAAGACGAAGUAUUGUUUUUCGACGAAGCCUGCAUUGACGAGAGUCAUCUAACUGAAACUUGCGUAAAUAAUGCGAUUCACGAUGUGAGAAGCUCACCAUUCUCACAUCGUCCGACCUCUGUGGAUUUUUGGCCCAAUAGCAAUAUUUCUGUAUUACCAUCUGAAGACGAAAACGAAAGCUUCAUUGAAUAUACCAGACAAGAUGAAGAUGCAACGAAUCUGAAAAGAGUUUGCUUAGAAGCCCAGGACCAACGUGAGCUAGCCAACAAAAGUAGUGGGCCACACGUCUUAAGUAACAAGGUUGAUCAACUACAUGAUAGUGCUCAACUAGUUGGAUACGGAAUAUAUUCCAACGAUAAUUUACAGAUUAAAAAUGCCACAGAAAAUGCUAGAAAAAUUGAGGUACAAGAACGGAAUAGGCGUGCAGCCCAAAAAAGCAGAGAAAAGAAAAAGAAAGAAACUCAGACCAAUCAAGAGAUUAAUCAAAAACUGGUUAAAAAAAAUGAAGGAUUGAGAAAAAGUGUUGGAGCUUGGCUUAUGGAAUGUGCUUAUUGGGAGAAAGCUUGUGUAGAUCUAGGUAUUGACAUCCGUGGUUAUGUCAGUAACUGUUCGACCAGAAAUGUUGACUCAACAUUAGGCAUGCCAGAGGAAUUAGUAUCUUUUGUAUUAGGAGACACUUUGUCAAGUACACAGGAGAUUAGAGAUAAGCUUAAUCUACCAGAUGCAUCAAGUACACGGGAGAUUAGAGAUAAUCUCCAUAUACCAGAUGCAUCAAGUACACAGGAGAUUAGAGAUAAGCUUAAUCUACCAGAUGCAUCAAGUACACGGGAGAUUAGAGAUAAUCUCCAUAUACCAGAUGCAUCAAGUACACAGGAGAUUAGAGAUAAGCUUAAUCUACCAGAUGAGUUUAGUUACAAUAAUUCAUAUGCCAGAUUUUCGCAUGACAUAAAUAUUAAAAAAUUGCAAGAACCCCAUGUUUUAUGCUAUGAAAACGAUAAGAAUGUCUUUUCAGUACACAAAAUAAACAGAAAUACAAAAAGUGAAACCUAUUUACCAACUGAAUCCAAAAAACGUAGGCUAUGUUAGUUACUUUGACAGCAAAUAUUUUGGAAUUUUAAAAGUAACCAAAAAUAUGAAUAAAAUGUACUUUGUGACGCAAAAACAAAUGUAAAUAACAUGUAAAUAGAAAAUAUAUAUUUAAAUAUUAUAAGUAUUUACAGGGCUUUGUUUGACUACUUUAACUAUGUAUGUUUGUAUUAAUAAUGUACAGGUAGUACUUUGUGUAACACAAUUACAAAAUGUUGAACAGAAAAUGUAGACUUUAAUUAAUCCUAUUCGUCAUAAUUUUUUUAUCAAUUUCAUAUUGUAAUC
Physella acuta is the source of this 1564-nucleotide messenger RNA. RefSeq lists its product as uncharacterized. The record is from RefSeq and is a predicted model, not a curated record. Gene Ontology annotation, molecular function: DNA-binding transcription factor activity. Gene Ontology annotation, biological process: regulation of DNA-templated transcription. Lineage: Eukaryota; Metazoa; Mollusca; Gastropoda; Physidae.